AUGGCGAGAUCAGCAACCGGUCGAAAACACCCUGCCCGCAAGCAGCCUUAUUUUCCUGCGGAUGCCCAAUGUAUGCCUGAUAAUACCCAUCAAGAAGACCCAAGCCCCCCAAUCCGAAAAACUCGAUCAGGAAAAGUGUUCACUGCUCCAGCCGAAGGGGAAACCCAACGUCCCACGCUACGACGUCCUCCCAUCUCUAGAGUCAAAAAGUCAAAGAGAAAAGCACGUGAAGGAAGCUCUUCCGACAGUGAUUAUGAUGUGUCUGAGUCGGAGCCCCCAGAGAGUGACUCUGUUGUGUCGGUCACCGAGUCCAACCAAUCUAAGAGACCCAAGCCAAACUCCAAGCGCAAGAGCAAACAACCAAAGAAGAAAUGUCGCCAAGGCAAAGGCCCAAGCACCUUGACAAAGACAAAACAGCCAGAAACCUCUGCCUUUGACUUUACAUUCCAGACUUCUGGACCCGCGUUCCCAGCAGGCCCUCCGGCAAGAUUCCCGUGGAAUUGCAUUCUACCCGCGCCCAACCAGCCAGCUUCCGCUCUACAUUCUUGUUUCUCCAAAGCUUCCGAUGCUCAACUCAAGUCAAUUCUUAGCUGGGUCGGAGUCCCGGGGGCAGGGAAGGAUCGUGCGGACCUGAUCAAAAUGUGUGUGGCGUAUGCAGCUCUGAUUCGUAAAAUACCUUCCACUUCAGCAAACGCCACUGCCGGACCUUCUGCCCCCUCCAAACAACCUGCCGCAGAUAGAGACGUUGAAGUUGAAACGCAUCGAUCGGCCGGUACCCCAUUCAAACAGGUGUCUACCACCGUGACAGAAAUCAAUACGCCGUCUUCGCUUCCUCGGUUGAACCAUGCUCACGAUUCAGUUGCACCGGACUCACCCCGCCCGCACCAUUCAUCUAAUUCGGCUAUGAGAACGCAUCAAUCAGACCAUGAUCAGCAAACACCCUGUAACGGUGUGGCGUCGUCUGAUCGUGAAGCUACGCCGAGAGGUACCCGAACCGCUUUGCCCGGCCAACCGCUGAUGUCUACCGAAUUCAAAAAAUCAGAUGAUUUUCACAGUCAAAUUCUAGAAAUAUUGACGUCACAUUCGGAAGAUUUAAUGUUGAUUCUGCAGAAUCAGCGCGAGACGAACGAGAAAAUAGACGGUCUUUGGGAACAUCUUAACCAGAAUGCUUCCAAGCGAGCCACACGGAGCCGGCGGAAUCCUAGUGAUGACAAGCAACCAGCAAUCCCCCGCACAGGAACACUCAAGGAGCUUGUCCACCAUCAUUUUCAGGCCCUCUUUGGCCUCCGUCCGCCGCCUGGAAGUCGUGCGCCUCCCAGGGUCCCACCUUUGCCACCUACCGCUGCCGAGAAGAAACGCUGGCUCCAAAACCAGUCUGCUGAUCACGACACUGGAACCCCAAUGUCACAGUCUCAUCGCGAAACAUCCGAACAUAGAUCUUCCCCGGGUCACUCAAAUCUCUCUACCUCAGACGAGGAUAGAGACCCUCAGUACCCUUACCUGGAGGGCCCUGGUCAUCCUGACGCCUCUCAGGAAGAACUGAAAAUUAUGUACAAUAUGCUACGGGAUAAACACAUGCGGCGGUUCCGCAUGGACUUCACUGCUGCUAUGAGCGUACCAAUCAAUCAGUUUUGUUUGACCGUUGCUCGAGACAUCUUCUUAGCGCUUUUGGAAUGCAAAGAGUACGAAGGACUUCACCCAGAAGAACAAAAAUCCGAGGUGAUUUUCGAACAACUCCGGGGGUAUGCCGAAGAUCGUUUGGCGCGAAGUUACCGAGAGUCGAAGUGGCCCUCAGAGAAACAAAGCCAGAAGGCCGCAAAGCAAAAUAGAAACGCCCGAAGAGGAAAUCUUAAAAACCAGCGAAUUCAAACUGCUGUGCAAGUCGGUCUUCAAGGACUCAUUCCAUUAAUCCAAAAGGCUUGUAGCGAUGAUGAGACCGAUGACGAAGUUGAACAAAUCCGAAGUCCAACUUCAAAGAGUCAGGUACAAAAGUAUUGCAAGGUUCGACACCUCCCAUGGCGUAGCAAGGAUCUCACGACAAUAUUUCAAUGGUUGGAUCAACAACGCGAAAUUCAAUCCCAAUCAAAUCCUAAGGGCCGCCAGGGUAACCUCCCACGAAUUCGACGUCGGCCAAUUCCACCAAUCAACAGUACUAUUCCUCCUGGAGAAGGUUUACCAAAGGGAUCAUUUGAUCAGGAAUGGUUAGAUUCCCAAGACACCUUUUCUGUUGAAGCUCUGAAUAUUGUGCAAAACUCUGACACACAUAUCAAGAAAGCACUGAGAAAAGUCAAAAACAAGGGUGCACAGUGA
Messenger RNA from Puccinia graminis f. sp. tritici CRL 75-36-700-3, 2310 nucleotides. RefSeq lists its product as uncharacterized. The record is from RefSeq and is a predicted model, not a curated record. NCBI's taxonomy places the organism in Eukaryota, Fungi, Basidiomycota, Pucciniomycetes, Pucciniales, Pucciniaceae. Bases 1 to 2310 code for a protein of 769 amino acids. The transcript is spliced from 7 exons.